ACAAGUUACUGCAGGUUUUGUUCUGCUAUAAGUGAGUUUUUCUACCAUGUGCUUCUGAAUAAUAUCUAAAUUUGUUUUUUCAAUUGUUUAAAAAAAAAACAACUAAUUAGGACAGAAAAGCAGAGACUUAUUAAAGUAAUGCAAAUAAACUGUAGAAAUUUCAUUUUUAAGUAUAAAGUUAAGUUUUCUAUCAACAAGGGAAAAUGGAUGAAGUUUUGAAGACGAAUUAUAAUUCUUCUGGGAAUCAAGAUGAAUUCGAGGACAAUGAAAACGACAGUGAUUUAGAGGGACGAUUGUACGCUGAAAUUUAUUUUUCCAAUGACAUUAUAGAAACGGAGGAGAAUUUUGAAGAUAAUUCUAUGAAAACAAUACAAGAUAUUAAAAAUGCAAGUCGUUCUUGUAUGCCAAGUACUUCACAAUUAAAAGAAAAUCCAAUUCAAAAUUCAAUUAUUUCUAAAGAUGAAAAUAAAAAAACUGAUGAUCAAUUAACACAAGGCCUUGACAAAAGUCUAAAUUUAGAAAAGCAAAAGAAUUCAGAUGUAACAUUUGACAAUACUCCAAGUAGAAUCAAUAAUAAAUCUUUAAAUUUACAACAAAAAACACCAAAAUCUCAGAGAAAUAAAUCAGAAAUAAAUAAGGAUACAAAAAAUAAUUCACCUAUAUUAAAAAAUGGACAAAAUACUUAUGAUUCACCGGUAAAAGUAAAUAAUACUCCUUUAACUACACCCAAAUCUGCAAAAAGAAAAUCUAAAAUUGACAAAGAUUAUGAGAGUGCAAGAAAAAGAAGGAGUCUCGAGCAUAAUGAAAAUGCCAACGUUGAAUCAGAUUCUCAAUUAUAUCCAAUUCAAUUAAAUUCAAGAAAAUCAUGGGCUGGUGAUAAUUUACCAACAAUUAGCAAUGGAGCAAUGGAUAUUCUUUUUCCAAAAGGUUGGAAAGAAAAGAAACGAAUUGAAGAUGACGAAAAAUCGAAAAUUAAAAAAAGAAAAAAUUCUAAAUCAAAUAAACAAAAUAUAAGCGAAAUAAAGCAACAAAUUGAAAAAGAAGAAAUAAUUGAAAUCAUUUCUUCCGAUGAUUCUUCUGAGGAUUUUUCCAUCAUUGAUAUUUCAAAGUCAGAAGAACAAAUUGUGAACACAAAUAAAGUAAUGUCAAUACUCACAAGUUCCGAUUCGGAAGAAUCAAUUUUUGAGGUACCUGUACCUCCAAAACCUUCUCCACCACUUGUGAAUGUUAAAGAUUCCGAUACAAAUUCCUCAGAUUCAGAUGAUGGAAUUUAUGAUUUAAAUUGUAUGCCCUCUAAAAAGAAAUUUCUAUCUAAAUCAAAUGAUUCUGAACAGAGUUCAGAAGAAAAUACAGAAUCAUGUUCUAACAAUAAUAAAACAAUAGAAAGUAUUGAUAUUGAUUCAGAAGAGGAGAGUUUCAGCAAUAUUUCACAAUCUAGUUUAAUCGAAAAUUGUAGCAUCAGUUCUAAAGACAACUACGACGACGACGACGAUGAUGAACCAAUUCAUGAUUUAAUAUUAAAUUGUGUCGGUCCAAAUUCUGCACCAUCUUUACCAUCUAUCGAAAUAAAUAAAGAAACUAGGACCAAGUACAGUGAAUAUUUUAAGCCAUUGAAUGAUGAUCCACAACCAAGUACAUCUAAAGUGAAUAAAAUUAGAAAUAAUAGAACCAGUAAUGAGAAAACUGACGAAGAAUAUUUCUUUGAGCCAAUGUUAGAAACUGUCAAAGCAUUUUAUAACAAUUCUUGGGGAGGAGAGAAUUUCAAUAUUGAAGAAGUUCGAAGUAAAAUGUCAAAAAAUCCGAAACAUUGGUCAAUUUUGGAUGACGAUUGGAAAUCAAGUUCGAGACAACAGAGAUAUUUUCUUAAUAAAGCAAAAUGUACUUUAUGUCGUCAAUCGGGACAUUUGAGGGCAAAUUGUCCUGAACCGAAAAAAUCUCCAAUUUGUCAUAUGUGUGGCUCUCAAGGACAUUAUGAAACACGUUGUCCUGGAAAAAUUUGUCUUACGUGUGGCAAAAAACAACAUUCAUACAGAAAAACUUGUGAAUCAUGUACAAAAUUAGUUUGUUCACUUUGUCGAGCUCGAGGACAUAAAAAAGAGACUUGUCCUGAUUUGUGGCGACAAUAUCACCAUACGAUAAAUCAUUUAGAACAUAAAACGCCAAUGAAUAUGAAGGAAGUCAUGAAACCAUCGCAUCUUUUGAUUUGUUGCAAUUGUACAAAAUGGGGACACGAAUUUUUCAAUUGUCCAAAAUAUCGUUGGACACCACAUUAUCCAACUCCUGCUCAUGUUCAAAAUUACAGUGGAUCUGAAAAUGCAAAAAUCAAUGUUGAAAUUAUAAAUUUAGAAGAACAUGAAACAUCAUUUCAAUCUAACGAAAGUGAAAAUGGAGAAAAUGUCAGUUCAACUAAAAAUUCUAAUAAAAUUAGAAAUUCAGGUACAUUAAUUGAAAAUUCAAAUCAAACUGUUAAGAAUAAUUUUUCAUUUACUAGAAUGCCUAUAUUGGAUAAUGAGAAAUUAAUUUUCAAAUGUGAAACUGGAAAACCACGAAAAAUACGUUUACCAUUAGAUCAAUUUAAUCGGAUACAUAAAGAACAAAUAUGUUUAAAUAAUGUGAAAAAUGCAAAUGUCAAGGAAUUAAUCGCUGGUCGAAUUUCUUUUGCCUUUUUGAAAUGUUUGAGUAAAAAUUUAAAAUGCGAUAUUUACAUUACCGUUAAUGCUGAUGCCAAAGUAUUCAUGUCUAUAACGUAUUAUGUAUUAUUUUCCAAUCGGCAUAUAUUGAAAAAAAUAAUCCAUCUCUGGUUAUGUGGUUUAUGCAAGGAAACACGAACUCGAAUGAAGAAAAUUCCAAAUGAUAAAACGGCAAUAAUUAAUUUGCUUCGUGUUAAAUUUGAUCAAUUAAACAUCGAAUCAAAAAGUGUAGAAGAUUGUUAUAAUUUUUUAAAAGAAACAUCAAUGUGGCUAAAGGAAAAUCAAUCUAAUAGUCAAGAAUUCAAGAAGAAAAAGAAAGAUAUGAUUUCAAUGAGAAGUUUACUUGUCACAUUACUCUACAAACAUGAUUGUGGUGAUGAAAAAAAUAUUUUUUCCAAAUUAGAAAGUUUUUCAACAAUCGCGAAUAAAAUGGGAAGAAUGUCAUUUAGCAAUUACAUUGACAUUUAUUAUCAUUAUCAUUUAGUAUUUGCCAAUCAUGUACCAAAAACUUUAUUGCAAAUGUUAGUUACAUAUUUCACUUUAAAUGCAAAGGAAGUUAAUGUUUCAAUGAAAGAAUUAGUGUUUAAUCAUGAAAGUGACGAAGAAGAAAUUGAAGAACAAGAAAGUGAAGAACAAGAAAUUAAUAAUCAGGUACAUGAAAAUUCUUCAUCGAAUAAAUUGCUUUCAUUGUCAGAAGUUGAAUUGACAAUUUCGCCUAAAAAUUCAGAACAAAAACGAAAUGUUUUUACAUUUCCCACUGAUGAUUUUAUUCCAAUAUCAACAAUUAAUGACAAUUCAAUAAUUCCAAUUAAUCAGCGAAAUGGAAAAUAUUUUACAAAUAAUGUAGACAAUACUCCAAAUGAUAAAUUUCCAUCUUUUCAAAAUGUUACUUCUACAUCUAGUAAAUGUAGUCAAAUAAAUUUGACAAAAAAACAACGAAAGUCUGAAGAUUUCUCAAAAAGUACGUUUCAUUCGGAAAAAUGUAAUAAUAAAGAUAGAAAACAUUUAAGAAAAUUUCGAAAAUUAAAAAAAGAAGCGACUAUCUAUAUGAAUGAAGCACUUCAAUUAAAUGUACCCGAAAUCACAAAGACAGCAAUUAAAGUAGGAGAUUUGAUUAAUCAAUCUAAAUUGCAAAGAAAACAUGUGACUAAUCUUAAACGUCUUUGUAUUAAAUCUCAAAUGAAAAAGUUAAAGAAAUCAUCUAAAAAAAAUUCAUUCUCAGAUUUCUAAUGCAUAUUUCUACGGUUAUUUUAUUUAAAAAAAAUUAUUCCAACGAUACUGGAUUUUGAUAGGAAUGUAAUAUAUAUAAUUUUUCUAUUAUCUUUGUAAAUAUGUACAGUAUAUUAUGAUAUAUAAUGAAAACUGGAAAAAUUUUAUAUGAAAUUCCACUAUUCUGCAAAAGCAGAAAUGUCUGCUUAAUUUCCUAUCAAAAGAUUGAUUCUACAAAUUUUUCUCUGUUGUGAAAAAUAUAUUUAUUCAAAAAAUUUUUUUUUUUUGUAACGUUUAAUAUUAUCUUCAAUGGUUUAAACAAAAAUUUAUAUUAUAAGCAAUGUUAAUUUUUGCAGACAUCGUUCAUUUGACAAUUAUUUUGUAUAAUUUAUAAAAAUGAAUUCGAUUCUGUAAAAUAAAUAAAUAAUUAUAUUUAAAUAAAGUGA
Molecule: messenger RNA, 4345 nt
Organism: Leptopilina boulardi
Lineage: Eukaryota; Metazoa; Arthropoda; Insecta; Hymenoptera; Figitidae
Gene: Zcchc7
Exons: 5
Coding region: 204-3920 (1238 amino acids)
Molecular function (GO): nucleic acid binding; zinc ion binding
Source: RefSeq, a predicted model, not a curated record